GUAACAGGUGUGUAGGACGCUAUUUUAUUACUUACCUGCCGCAGGUGACUAUGGUAGAAGUCAAACAAACUAACUGACGAACUGAAGCGAAACAAGUCACAGUUGAUAAAAUGAAUAACCCAAUCCCGUCCAACAUGAAGUCCGAGGCGAAGAAAGCUGCCAAGAUCCUCCGAGAGUUUACUGAUAUCUCCAAUGGCACUGGUGCUGACAAACUCAUCCCAGCCAAUAUAUUAGCCAGGUGUCAGGGCCUGGCCAUCAUCACAGUGAUCAAGGCAGGCUUCAUGAUCACAGCUCGAGGCGGCAGCGGUAUAGUCAUCGCUAGACUGGCUGACGGACGUUGGUCUGCUCCCUCUGCCAUUGGUAUAGCUGGUCUGGGCGGUGGCUUUGAGAUUGGAGUUGAGGUAUCAGACCUGGUGGUGAUUCUGAUGCAACGCAGAGCGGUGGAUUCGUUCUCUAAAGGAGGGAACCUCACUCUGGGGGGCAACUGUACUGUGGCGGUGGGACCGAUGGGGAGGAACUUGGAGGCUGAUGUAGCCCUACGUAGUACAGCAGCCGUGUUUACGUACUGUAAGUCCAGAGGGCUGUUUGCUGGAGUCUCUCUGGAGGGAUCCUGCCUCAUAGAACGCAAAGACACCAACCGCAAGUUCUACUCCCAGGACAUCCGUGCAUCGGCCAUAUUGAAUGGAGAUGUAGAACCUCCCCCAGAAGCUGAUGACCUGUACUGUGUCCUGGAGACGUACACAGAAAAAUACACUACGGAGUGGACGGCCAAACACCUGGAGCAGAAGGCCGUUCAUUCCAGUGGUCCUCCAGCUAGACCCCGAGCUCCUGCAACACAGAGACCUGCUAGCACAUACAGGACGGAGGCAGUGAAGCCCUCCCUCUAUCCAAGCAUCUCUACCUUCAAAUCUGGCAGCACAGAAUCCUAUAAGAGAAGUCCAAGUAGCAGAAGGACAGUCCAAAAUGAUUACGGUGGGGUCGAGACGUGGGACGCGGGGCCUGUAGUCGUCACGGCGGUACACCCGUUCACAGGACAACAGCCUGGCGACCUGAGCUUCAACCCUGGCGAUCGCAUCACUGUGGUUACCAAGACAGAGUCACAGUAUGACUGGUGGGAGGGAACGCUUAACGGACGGACUGGAAUCUUCCCCGCUAACUUCGUCUCCUACCCCUGAACACACACACACACACACGCACACACGCACACACGCACACACACACACACACAGGUCUGUCACACACAUGGACACUUAUAUUGCUGGGAGUAAUGUUUUCAACACACUACAUGGACACUGAGGAAAUGCACGCAUAGUCACUAACACACUAACACACUACAUGGACACAUGAUGACACUGAGGAAAUGCACUAACACUCUAACACUCUCCACAAUGUAUGGGUAGCCACGCUGUCUUCCUAUUGGACUGUUCCUACCUGAACUUUACUCUUUGGCUCGCUAUAGUCCAGUUCACUAAGUUCAGCCUGCUUUUGAAGCCAAACCGUUCAAAACGGGGAGGGACCUACCUGAAUUUGUCCAAUAGAAACUCUUGUUUUCGUUGCACAAUGUUUUGCCUAAUGAAUACACCCCAGAUGUUACCAGCCAGCUCUGUUCACUUCUAGAGACCCAAACCAUGCUGGAAAGGGCGAUGUAGAAAGACAAUAUCCGAGCCAGUGCAGUACAGUUUGGGUCGGCGAAAUUGUGUGAAUAAAGGUACCAGUUUUAAAGCAUUGAACAGAAGAAAGGUGAAGUAAGGUGAUGUUAUCUUCGACGCUGUACACUGUUUAUAUAUUCUCACUCAUUAUUUUAUAUACUGUACGUCAAGUCACAAAUUGGCUGGCUUGACAAGGGUGUUUGACAUGUUACAAUGAAGUCAAUAGAUUAUUUUUAAAAAAUUGUUUGUAUAAAAUGCAUUAUAGAUUAUUGGGGAAAUCUGUAACUGCUUGUUAUUUAAUGUUCUGAACUAAAGUUUCUGGAAUUAUGUGCAGUAUUCUCUCCGUACUGCCAUUUGUAUAUGAUGCUGGAUCAAAGUAUUUAAUAUAAAAUAAUCUUGUUUUAACAUGUGUAUGUAAUGAUGAUUUGUACGGAUUUCUCUCUGAAUGUGGAUAUGAAUUAAAGAACCGUGUUGAA
Salvelinus fontinalis (brook trout) is the source of this 2125-nucleotide messenger RNA. RefSeq names its product SH3 and SYLF domain containing 1 (gene sh3yl1). The coding region runs from base 111 to 1175 and encodes 354 amino acids. The transcript is spliced from 11 exons. Gene Ontology annotation, cellular component: ruffle membrane. Gene Ontology annotation, molecular function: protein binding; phosphatidylinositol binding. The record is from RefSeq and is a predicted model, not a curated record. NCBI's taxonomy places the organism in Eukaryota, Metazoa, Chordata, Actinopteri, Salmoniformes, Salmonidae.